Molecule: messenger RNA, 801 nt
Organism: Thlaspi arvense
Lineage: Eukaryota; Viridiplantae; Streptophyta; Magnoliopsida; Brassicales; Brassicaceae
Source: the annotation of a GenBank genome assembly
AUGGAGACCUCUGUCAAGGCCAAAAUCAUGGCUCAUCCUCACUAUCACCGCCUCUUGAUCGCUUAUGUCAAUUGCCAGAAGGUGGGAGCACCAGCGGAAGUGGCGGCGAGGCUGGAGGAGGCUUGCUCGUCUGCGGCGGCGGCUGCAGCGUCGAUGGGACCCACAGGGUGUUUAGGUGAAGAUCCAGGGCUUGAUCAAUUCAUGGAAGCUUACUGUGAAAUGCUUGUUAAGUACGAGCAAGAGCUCUCUAAACCCUUCAAGGAAGCUAUGGUCUUCCUUCAACGCGUCGAGUGCCAAUUCAAAUCCCUUUCUCUCUCCUCCCCUUCCUCUUUCUCCGGCUAUGGAGAGACAGCUAUUGAUAGGAACAACAAUGGGUCAUCUGAGGAAGAAGUCGAUAUGAACAAUGAAUUUAUAGAUCCGCAGGCUGAGGAUAGGGAGCUUAAAGGACAGCUCUUGCGCAAGUACAGCGGUUACUUAGGCAGUCUCAAGCAAGAGUUCAUGAAGAAGAGGAAGAAAGGAAAGCUCCCUAAAGAAGCUCGUCAACAACUUCUUGAUUGGUGGAGCCGACACUACAAAUGGCCUUACCCUUCGGAGCAACAGAAGCUGGCGCUUGCGGAAUCAACAGGGCUUGACCAGAAACAGAUAAACAAUUGGUUCAUAAACCAGAGGAAAAGGCAUUGGAAGCCAUCAGAGGAUAUGCAGUUUGUGGUAAUGGACGCAACACAUCCUCACCAUUACUUCAUGGACAAUGUCUUGGGCAAUCCUUUCCCCAUUGAUCACAUCUCCUCCAACAUGCUUUGA